This is a messenger RNA of Penicillium antarcticum, 12264 nucleotides long. It is a transcript of the gene tom1, whose product is annotated as E3 ubiquitin-protein ligase TOM1. The transcript is spliced from 3 exons. The record is from RefSeq and is a predicted model, not a curated record. The coding region runs from base 1 to 12264 and encodes 4087 amino acids. Gene Ontology annotation, molecular function: ubiquitin-protein transferase activity. Gene Ontology annotation, biological process: protein polyubiquitination; positive regulation of protein catabolic process; proteasome-mediated ubiquitin-dependent protein catabolic process. Lineage: Eukaryota; Fungi; Ascomycota; Eurotiomycetes; Eurotiales; Aspergillaceae.
AUGGGGAGAAUUAAGAAGGUAGCCAGCCAAAAGCAUGAGGCUACAAUCUCACCUUUUUUGCAAGAAUUCAUAGGUCGUGCUACGAGUCUUCCUAUUUCCGAGCUCCCGUCCCUUUUCAACACAUUCCCGAAGCUAUGGCCAUUCCCGCGCGGUGAUCUCUACCACUGGAUCAAUGUAUUGGACCGGUUCGACGAGAUUCUGGCCUCGGCCGUCGAGAAAUACUUCCUCAACACUGGUCCCCAGACUCAGUCAUUCACUCGGAGUGUUUUGGAGGAUUCAUACUCGGCCGAUGAGAGCAAACAGCCGACAGAGGGAGUUGAUGCCAAGUUGAAUGCUCUGGGAUACGGCCCCGACGGAGACCGAGAGCUUCUGGAAGCAAUUCUGGAAUUCUCACGUCUUUUGCUGGAGAAAUGUGGUAACCGCAGUCUCUACAGCAGCAGCGAUCGCCUGGGUGACUUGUUGAACACAACUUCUUUGUCUCUUCUCCAGUCUACCUUGCGCCUCUCUCUUUGCCUAGCUCAAAGAUAUCACUCCCGCCAGCGUGGCGCUCACCAGCAGUCAGUUUUGCAAUCUCACUAUGCUCUUGACCUUGAAAAGUUGCAGAAGAUCGCCGCACCUUUCCCACGUCCAUUCCUCGCUGGUAAAGCGCAGCCCACCUCUUCUCCUGCCGUUUCCGCCAAGGGCAAGGAGAAGGCCGUUCAAACGAAGAUCAAUGCAAAUGAAUUGGUUUCUCUUGUGCGUGACAGCGAGGGUUGGGAGGAAUGGGCCGAUGUUCGCGUUCUCUAUUAUCCCUCUGGGUCAUCUGAACAGACGAGAACGACAUCCGAAUAUGGUCAGACCGAACAUGGCUCACACAUCCCAACUACACCCACUCCCUUGCGACGGAGUGCAACACAUCCCGCUUCUCAAUUGAGCCGCACCGAUGAUUCACCAGCUGCCCCAGCCACAGGAGGGAAGGCAGAUGAGGCAACUCGUGGGGGCAAGGUCCUAGAACUCACCUACUCAAAGGUCUCUUCUGCGAAGUUGGAGGACCUUCUUGCAGCUAACCUCCCCCACCUGCCCCUUGAGUCAAAAUAUGAACUGCUUCACAAACUCCGAGUUGCUCAGGCAUUGACAGGCUCUCGUGCCACUCGCGAACAGAUUCUAUCCAUCAAGGCGCUGGCUGUGACCAAUCUGGCCCAUGUUCAGCCAGAGAGCUCUUUUCAACAAAAAGUUCUUCAAUAUGAUAUGGAACAACCGAAACGCCUUCAGCUUGCUUACCAGCUGGCCGAACUGGUUCAUCUCGGUGCUAGUGGUGACCUCGAGGUCUCCCGACUUGUACAGACUUUGGCGAUCCAGACACUGGACUCAUUGGCGAAGCACAAGUCUCGCGCCGUCGAUGUCUGUGCAGCUUUGAGUGUCAACGUCAACCACGGUGUCCUCAUGUUCUUGACCCGAAAAAUGGUCAAUGAACUUAGCGCAGAGGGCGAGGACACUGAUGCUGCAUACUAUGACGAAUGGCGUGAUGCUUUGCUUGCACUCCUGCGCACUCUUCCAAGCUCAAGCACACGUACACCAGACACACUGGUUGCAGCUGGUUUGAUCCCCAUGUUUGUCGACAUCCUAAAUCUGCGAAACGAGAAAUCGCGCCGCGUGUAUUCCCGUAUUAUGGAGUUUCUUGAUACCUUCGUGCAUGCCGUCCGGGAUGCCCUGGGAACAUUGACAACCUCCAAGGGCUUUGACGCCAUGUCUGAUCUGAUUGACUACGAAACCAAAACCGCCUUUGAAAAGGUCAACCGUGGCGAGGGAUUCCCUGCUCAGUACAAGAACCCAUCGGUUGAUUAUCAAAUUCCGUACUUCCAACAGCAGACCCUGCGUUGGAUGUUCCGUUUCGUCAACCACAUCAUGCAGCACAAUGGUGGAGGCUUCGAUCGUGUGCUCCGCAACCUGAUCGACUCCCCUCAACUGCUGACUUCUCUCCGCCUUGUGUUCGAAAAUGCGCGCGUCUUCGGUUCGCAUGUAUGGAGUACUGCUGUCAACAUCCUCAGCAGCUUCAUUCACAAUGAGCCCACCAGCUAUGCCGUCAUUGCCGAGGCUGGUCUCAGCAAGAGUCUUCUCGCUGCUGUUAUGGGCCGUGAACUCCAGGUUGACGAAAAGCCUCCUGCCGUGGAGCCCGAGGGUUCCGCAGCGGCAGGCGACUCUGCUUCUCAGCCGCCCACCGCUGAAGCUGCUUCCCAGUCCGAGGAUAAGAAGAAGGACCGCGAAUAUGCUCUUGUCAGGCCGAAGGGUACUCCUCUUGCCCCUGGCAUUAUGUCCGCAGCCGAUGCUCUUGCUUGCAUUCCCUCUGCAUUUGGAGCCAUAUGUCUGAACUCCUCCGGUUUGGACCUUUUCCAGUCUUCCGACGCCCUUGAAAGCUUCUUCGAGAUCUUUGAGAAUCCUGAUCACGUCAAAUGCUUGAAGGACGACCCCGAACUUGUCCGUUCUCUAGGCACAACUUUUGAUGAGCUUGUUCGACACCACCCGGCAUUGAAGACCUCUAUCAUGUCUGCCGUUCUCGUCAUGGCUGCCCGUGUCAAUGUUCUUGGUCGCACUAAGGCCUGGGAGCAGGGAAUGGGAACCAAGAUGUGGACUCAGGAUGCUGAUGGCACCAAGCGCCUUUCCGGAGAUAUCUUCUCGUUGUUCCGCGAAAUCGGCACACCCGCUGAUGCAUCCGUUGAUGACCCUGCAACCUUGGGUGCUCCUCUGCUCAAUUCCCACGACCUCCCCAAUGGCGCCAAGUUGGUCGUUGGUGACCUGAGUCAUGUCCUUCCUUCGCCUGGUCCCGAUUUCGAGCCUCAAGACAAGGAUGAGCAUGGUCUUACUGCCACUGAUUACUUGUUCCCGGCUAUGCGUUUCCUGGGUGCUUUCUUCGAGAACCAGAUUAACUGUACUGCCUUCAUCCAAGCUGGUGGUGCAGAGUUCCUUUUGGAUCUCGCAACCCUCCAAAGCUUGGCGUUCGAUUUCCACAACACCAAUGCUAACCAGGAGAUCACCGUGCUUGUUCACAUGCUUGCGGAGACAAAGCCUCACCUUAUCCUCCCUUCUCUCCUUCGCCGCGCCCAGUCCGCAGUGGAGAAUCUUUCCGCCUUCUGGACUGCACCUAGCGGAUCUGGAUUUUUUACGUCGUUGAUUAAGCCAGCGGACUCAAAGGACCCAGCUCUGGAACCUACCGCCGCUGCUCAGUCUGGAACAUUCUUUGUCAGACAUUUGAAUGCCGUUCUUCUCCUGACUGAUGUCCUUCGUGAGACCUUCGCGUUGCCCUUGUACCAAACCCGACCUGGCCAAAACACUUCCAUCUUCAGCCAAGUCAACCUCGCGGAUCAAUAUUGUAUUCUGAUCAACUCGCUGAGCAACCUUCUUGCUUCUUGCGUGUGGGAAGGCAUUCUGCUGGAAAAGAACAUCCCCGAGAAGUGGCUCAAGGCUACACAGGCCAAUGCUGAUAAGUCCGCCUCUGGGAAGUCCAAGACUACUCCCCAAGAGCCCCCAGCAACCCCUGGUACUGAUUCUCGACCCCAAAGUUCCAGUGCUGCAGAGGCAGGCGCCCCAGCUCAAUCAGGCCAGGAGCCCAAGGAAGACGACACUCCCGUUGACGAGGAAAACGUCAACUUCAAGAAUGCUCGCACACUUCGCUACCUACUCAGUGCUUUGCCCGCUUCAAUCACAGGAUUCUUGCACAACCUCGGACUUGGCCUUAUCGGCAAGCGCCGCAUGGAUCCUCUCCAGAAGCAGAGACAGAAUGGUACCUUGGUUGCGGAGGCCAUCGCUGAGGGUGUUCUUCGUCAGUUAGAGUUUGAGCCUGCGAACUCCAGUGACAGCCCCAAGCAUCGUUUCGCCUAUCUGAUUGUCGUCCUGUCCCACUUCUCUCAUCUUCUUUACGAAAUUCCCACAGAGCGUCCCAGCUCAAACUACUUGACAUCGGUCCUAAUUGCCUUCAAAAAGAACAACGGUCUCAAAGUGUUGAAAGACAUUUGUGACGUUUUCCUGAACGACAUCAAGUCCCUUCCCUCUCCCGAAUCCAUUCCCGACGAGGACAAAGAGCUUGCUAACCGGCUUGCAUCGGGAUAUGGUGGAAUCAAGAUUAUUCUUGGGCUUUUCGCGGACCUGACUACUGGAAAGUACAUUGUGGACUCUAGCCAGACACAAGCCUUGACCAGUCACCCCGAGCGCGACCGUGACCGCCCUGAAUACUUCCAACCAGGUCAAUUCCUGAUUGAGCUUCGUAUGGAAAUUUUGCCCUUGGCUCAGGAUAUGUGGAAUUCGGACUUUGCUACCCAGUCGUCGAGUCCUAUCGUCAGAUUGUUGAUUGACAUUCUGCGGGCAUCUUUGGAUGGUGAAUACGAAGUCAAUGUCAUGAAAAGAUCAGAGGUGCGGCCUGUUUUGGCAGAGGCACCCAGGAAGCCUUUCGUUGUCCACAAAGACCGAGCACACACCCUGGUCGAGAAAGGAUUCAAGGAUGUUGACCUCAACAAAGAAGCCCUCUAUCGUUGCAACAAUGUCUUGAAUGCGGCCGAAGAAUACUGCAAGGCACAGAGCUGGAUCCGAAACCCUCCUAGGGUUCAUCCGAACCCCAAUGAUAUCCAAACUGGUACGCCUGAGGUCGCUCCUGGUGUUGACCCCCUUGAGGAUCCUGGCCUUGGAGAUGGGAUCUCGCCUUUCGCCGGCGGCGACCUGUCUCGCUCUGCUCUGACCAUGCUUCUGGCCCAAGCGACCGGUGGGCCAUUGCCCGAGUCGAUGCGCCGCAUUGAUGGAAUGGUGACUGGAAGAGAUGCGGAUGCUGACCGGCCAGCUGGAAGCAUUGGCAGAAUCCUCGAUGGAAAUGACAUGGAAAGUGAAGAUCGCGCCGGGUCAUCGAACCAGAGUGCACCCGAGACUCGCCCUACCGAGGGAAACUCCUCAGAAGAACAACCAGCAGUCCAACACCGCCAGGUCAUCACCAUCGAAGAUCUUGAAGAUGAGAGGGAGAAAAUUCGGUCCAAUCUUAUUGAGCGGGCCCUGGACAUCCUCAACGAACAUCAUGAUGUCUCCUUCGAGUUGUCUGAUCUGAUCUCGUCAGCCAUCAGAAAGCACCCAGAGCCUGAGAGUUUCCGCCGAGACAUUGGAGAGACCCUUGUGCAAUCCUUGGUUUCCCUGCAGAUGGAGAACUUCCAGACAGCUGGCAAAAAGAUUGCCGCCUAUGCCCACAUCCUAGCUUUAACUCUUCAAGAUCGUGAGAUGUACACCGCAACUCUCGAAGAGCUUAAGGAUUGCUUCUCGACUUUCCUCGGAUUCAUCAAACUCCCAACACCCGAGAAGGCCGACCAGGAAUCAUUCCCUUGGGUUGGACAUGUUCUGCUCAUCCUUGAGAAGCUGCUGUCUGAUGACUGCCAGCCACCCCAGAUCUCCUGGACCCAACCAACAAGCGUGGACGAUCUCGUUGGCAACGAUGAGCCCGCCAAACUCGAAGAGCCCCUUGUGUCAGCCGAUGAAAAGACCCAGCUCUUUGAAGCUCUUGUUGAGAUCCUACCCCGAGUGGGCAAGGAUGACACACUGGCCCUGUCUAUUUGCCGUGUUCUUGUCAUUCUUACUCGUCAGCGUAGCAUCGCUGCCCGCUUUGGCGAGAAGCGUAACCUCCAACGCCUCUUUGUCAUGGUCAAGCAGCUUUCAAGUGCUACCAACGACAAGCUGCAAAGCGCGUUCAUGCUGAUCCUCCGCCACAUUGUUGAAGAUGAAGCUACCAUUCGCCAGAUCAUGCGGAGUGAGAUUGUUGCCAACUUUGAGUCCAAGACUUCACGCCAGGUUGACACUACUGGAUACGUGCGCCAGAUGUAUCACCUUGUGCUAAGAGCUCCUGAUAUAUUUGUGGAGGUGACCAAUGAGAAGCUGCGGUUGCUACGCUUCGACCCUCAUUCUCGCCCGCAAGUUCUUGGACUCAAGGCCGACAAAGAACGUCAAGAUCGCGUGCGUCAAGCCAAGAAGCCGGAAGAGAACAAGCCCGAGUCAUCUGAGACAGGUGAGGCCGCUUCUACCGAGGACAAGGACACUGAGAAGGACAAGAGCAAGACCCCAGCCAAGAGUACAGAGAUGAAGGCGCCUGUUGUGGAGAACCCAGACGGUGUCAUUCACUACCUGCUGUCCGAGCUCUUGUCCUACAAGGACGUGGAUGACAAGGAGUCUGCCCUUGAAUACUCGGAGCAGCCCGCUGACCAGCAGUCCGACACUCAAACCGACGUUGAGAUGGCUGGAGAUGAACCCACCCCCUCCGUUUCUAGCACCGCUGAAGCACAACCCACUCGCGGCUCGAAGAAGGGAGAGAAGCCCCAAUUCAAGGCAGAUGAACACCCGAUCUACAUUUACCGCUGUCUGCUCCUUCAGUGUCUCACUGAGCUUCUCUCUUCCUACAAUCGGACCAAGGUUGAGUUCAUCAACUUCUCUCGCAAAGCCGAUCCUUUGGCCACUACACCUUCCAAGCCCCGGUCUGGCAUUCUCAACUACUUGCUGAACGCUCUUGUUCCUCUUGGUACCAUGGAACAUGAUGAAACCUUGACAUUCAAGAAGCGCAGCAUCACAUCUACAUGGACUAUGCAGGUACUCGUUGCUCUUUGCACCAAGACUGGUGAGUUUGGUGGUGUUGGCCGACGCCGCACUGAGCCCAAGUAUGAAGAAGACGAGCCGGAGCUUGCUUUUGUCCGCCGCUUUGUGCUGGAGCAUGCUCUCCGGUCCUACAAGGACGCAAUGGCUUCAACUGAGCCCCUGGACGCCAAGUACUCCAAGCUCAUGUCUCUCGCCGACCUCUUUGAUAAGAUGCUCAGUGGCUACUCUUUCACCAACGAUGCAGGCUUCCCAACCUCCACCAGACAGCUUGCAAAGACUAUGUUCGAGAAACACUUCAUCCCCGCCCUUACUGCUUCGGUUGCCGAUGUUGACUUGAACUUCCCGUCAUCAAAGCGUGUCAUCAAGUAUAUUCUUCGUCCAUUGAACAAGCUUACUCAAACUGCCGUUCUUCUGAGCGAGAAUUCCGAUAUCUCUUCUUCCCUUGGCGAAACUGAGGACGAUGAGAUCUCUUCGGCAACCUCCGUUUCUGACAUGGAAGAUGAACGUGAGGAAACCCCCGAUCUUUUCCGCCACUCCACUCUCGGUAUGCUAGAGCCUCGCCACGAGGAAGAGACCAGCAGCGAGGAGUCCGAGGGAGAAGACGAGGACAUGUACGAAGACGAAUAUGAAGAGGAGAUGGACUACGAUGAAGACAUGCCCGAGGAUGAUGGCGAAGUCGUCAGUGACGAAGACGACGAUGGCGUUGGUCCAAUCGAAGGCCUCUCUGGUGAUGCGGUUGAAGUCAUUCUCGACGAAGAUGAUGAUGAUGAGGAUGACGACGAUGAAGACGACGACCACUCGGACAUGGAUGACGACAUGUACGCUGAUGAAAUCCCUGGAGACCGCGACAAUGAAAGUCUCGAAGACGGAGAGGAAGAUGAAUGGGAGAGCGAGGAGAUGACUGAAGACGAAGAAGAGGUUGAAAUGAUGAACCAGUACGAGGAUGAGAUGGCCGAUAUGAGACAAAACCGUGGUCACGGUGAUGAACACCGCAUUGGCGACCUCUUCCGCGCCCUCAACGAGGCUGCUGGAGGCGUUGAUGACCUCCACGGAGACGGUCUCGGCGGUGACAUUCACGAAGAAAUUCUCGAUGACCUCGACGAAGAUGGUGCGCCACCCCUUCCUAAUACAGGACCCCCUAUUGUAGAAUCCCUAUCUGCAGGAUUCCCAAAUGCAGGACCUCCCAUAGCCUCCGCUACAGCCGUCACUGCAUUGAAUUCUGCAGUCAUCCCUGCUCUACACCAACUUUCAACACUGUUGCUGACCACCCAUCUAGUUGAGGAUGAAGACGAAAUGGACGAAAUUGAAGAAGACAUCGACGGUUUCGACGGUGAGGAAGGAUCCUACGGUGAUAUGGAAGGUAACGCAGCAUGGCUCAGACUCUUCCCGGAUACUUUGCUAAAUUCCUUCGCAGACGACGAUCUUCUUGAGCCAUGGGGAUGGGAAGGCGAUGAGCCUCCUAUGCCUCGGGCAGGACACCACCACCAUCGUUUCCGUGGCGGUGCACCCCCAGCCUGGGCUGCUGUUACUGAAAUCAUGCCCGGCCGCGGCUCCGGCCUCGUCCCUAUCCAGCCUUACCAGCGUGUCCACCGAACCCAGAUGCCCUCGCGUGGUGACAAUGACGGAACUAACCCCCUACUUGUUCGAACUGAUCGCCCAGAAACCGCCGUUCCAUCCCGUGGACCCAAUGCUGACCCCUUCGGUGAUUGGGGCCAGUCCAUGGAUCAAGCUGGUGGCCGAGUUGUUGCAAUGGACAGCCCCAUCAGUUUCAUGAACGCCAUCAUGCAGGCUAUCGGCGGACAAGCCGCUCCUGGUUUCGGUGUGGUUACUCGUCCAGACGGUAUCCAUGUCCAUGUUGACAGGCGUGCAGUCCUACCCGGCCGCAUUCAAGACAUGCUUGGAAUUCCACGCGGAUCAGGCCCUCCAGCUCGCACUCGUGGCGACGACCCCCACACUGCCGUCAAGUUUGGUCUUGGUACCACCCGAACCCGCUGGCAAGAGGAGGCUCGCAUUCUCUUCAGCAGCCAGUAUGUUGAGAGAACUCAGCGUAUCGUCAACUCCAUCAUGAAGUCCCUCGUUCCUGCUUCAAUGGUUGAGGAAAAGAUCCGCAACAAGCAGAUGGAAGAGGAGCGCAAACGCAUUCUGGAAGAGCGCGCCCAGAAAGAUCGCGAAGAGCGCGAAGCCAAGCGAAAGUUCGAGGAAGAAAAUGCUCGCCUCGAAGCCGAGAGGCAACAACAGGAAGCUGAGCGUCAAGCUGAACGCCAAGCCGCUCAAGUCGAUGAGCCCAUGGAGGAUGUCCAGCCAACUGAUCCUCCUGCUGAGGCCGCCCCAACUGCUCCCGCUGACGCCCAGCCCGAAGCCCAGCCGGCCGAGCCUGCUCCUCGGGUUCACACCAACAUUAGAGGCCGCCAGCUCGAUAUCACCGGUCUCGAAAUUGACCCCGAGUAUUUGGAGGCUCUGCCCGAGGAACUCCGCGAGGAGGUCAUUAUGCAGCAACUUGCCGAACAGCGAUCCCAAGCUGCCGCCGCUGGUGAGGAGCCUACUGAAAUCAAUCAAGAAUUCCUGGAGGCUUUGCCUGCGGAGAUCCGUGAGGAACUUCUGCAGCAAGAAGCUGCCGAUCGUCGCCGACGUGAACGUGAUGCUGCCCGCCGACAGGCCCAGUCUGCUGGUGCUGGUGCUGGUGGUGCAGCUCCUCCUCCUGCUCACGCCGAAGACAUGGACGCUGCUAGUUUCCUUGCUACCCUCGAUCCUUCAUUGCGCCAGGCCGUCCUUGCCGAUCAGCCAGAGGAUGUUCUUGCAACUCUGGGUCCUGAGUACUUGACCGAGGCUCGCGCUAUGGGUGGCGGUGGCCGACGCAUGGCCCAGUUCGGUGACAUGAGCGCCGUCGACCGACAGAGAAAUGAGCCUUCCGGAGACCAGGAGCCAAAGAAACAGCAGAGACGUCAAAUUGUUCAGAUGCUCGACAAGGCUGGUGUUGCAACCCUCCUUCGACUGAUGUUCAUGCCUCUCCAUGGUAAUGCUCGCCAUCAAUUGAACGACAUUCUUCACAAUGUUUGUGAGAACCGCCAGAACCGCAGUGAGGUUAUCAGCCUUCUUCUGUCGGUUUUGCAGGAUGGCAGUGUUGAUUCUACCGCCAUUGAACGCAGCUUCUCUCACCUUUCCCUGCGUGCAAAGGCACCAGGAGCACCAAAGACACCCCAGGCUGUCAAGCGGAACAUGGCUAUUCAGACUUCUUCCAGUGUUAGCAGUGAUGUGACCCCGAUCAUGGUCAUCCAACAAUGUCUUGGAACACUCUCGUUCCUGUCGCAGUUCAACCCUCACAUUGCUUGGUUCUUCUUGACUGAGCAUGACUCCGCCUCAUCUGCUAAGCUGAAGGCAUUCCGCAAGGGCAAGGGCAAGGAGAACAGAGCUAACAAGUUCGCCCUGAAUGCUCUGCUCUCUCUCUUGGAUCGCAAGUUGAUCAUGGAAAGCCCUAACUGCAUGGAGCAACUGUCUAGUCUUCUUAGCAGUAUCACUCAGCCACUUACUGUCCUCCUUCGCCGCGAGAAGGAGCGUCAAGAAGAGAAGGGCAAGAAGCCUGAGGAGGCGCCGGUCGAAGGUUCUAUUGAAGAGCCUGCUCAAGUUGAUGACUCUGGCAUGGAUACAUCUAUGACCGAUGCCCCCCUGCCCACCGUGGAGACCACUGAGAUCACUGGCCAGGAGACUACCGAGGGCGGAGAAGAUGAAGACAAGAAGCCCGCCGAGGAUGAGAAGCGCAAGAAGCGUUCCAUUGAGCCUCCUGUCGUUCCUGACCACAACUUCCGUCUGGUUGUUCACAUUCUUGCUGCUCGCGAAUGCAACGGCAAGACGUUCCGCGAUACCCUUUCUACCAUCAACAACCUUUCUGCUGUUCCCGGAGCUCGUGAUGUGAUCGGCAAUGAACUGGUCGCUCAAGCACAGGCUCUCAGUGAUACCAUCUUGGGUGAUCUGGAAGAUCUCCUCCCUCACAUUCACCAGGCCAAGACUGGCACCGACAUGCAAGGUCUGGCUCUGGCCAAGUUCUCGCCCGCUAGUUCAGACCAGGCGAAGCUUUUGCGUAUUCUGACGGCUCUCGACUAUCUAUUUGAUCCCACUCGAGUCGAUAAGUCCAAGGGUACUGAGCCCGAGUCUGCUCCCAAGGAGGAUGUGCUCAAGAGACUUUACGAGAGCGCAACCUUUGGCCCCCUGUGGACUAAGCUCAGUGACUGCUUGACUGUCAUCCGGCAAAAGGAGAACAUGCUGAAUGUGGCUACUAUUCUCCUACCUCUCAUCGAAGCACUGAUGGUUGUCUGCAAGAACACUACACUUAAAGAUCAGCCCCUGUCUCGCGGCAGUCGUGAACUGUCUGUGAACAGCGCGCCGGCCGACAAUGGCCUCAGCAUGGAGAACCUCUUCUUCAAGUUCACCGAGGAGCACCGCAAGAUCCUCAAUGAGCUUGUCCGCCAGAAUCCUCGUCUGAUGAGCGGCACAUUCUCUUUGCUGGUCAAGAACCCCAAGGUUCUGGAAUUCGACAACAAGCGCAACUACUUCACCCGUCGUGUCCACUCCCGUGGUGCCGAGCCUCGUCACCCUCAUCCUCCUCUCCAGCUUUCCGUACGGAGAGACCAAGUCUUCCUCGACUCUUUCAAGUCCUUGUACUUCAAGAGCGCGGAUGAGCUGAAGUAUGGCAAAUUGAAUGUGCGAUUCCACGGCGAGGAAGGUGUCGAUGCUGGUGGUGUUACCAGAGAAUGGUUCCAGGUUCUUGCCCGUGGCAUGUUCAAUCCUAACUACGCUUUGUUUAUUCCCGUUGCUUCCGACCGAACCACAUUCCACCCCAACCGUCUCAGUGGCGUCAACUCUGAACAUCUCAUGUUCUUCAAGUUUAUUGGACGCAUCAUCGGUAAGGCCUUGUACGAAGGCCGUGUUCUCGACUGUCACUUCAGCCGAGCUGUCUAUAAGAACAUCCUUUCUCGAUCUGUGUCCAUCAAGGACAUGGAGACUCUCGACCUGGACUACUACAAGUCACUCCUCUGGAUGCUGGAGAAUGACAUUACCGAUAUCAUCACCGAGACUUUCGCCAUUGAAACCGAUGACUUUGGUGAGAAGCAAGUUAUUGAUCUGAUCCCCGGUGGUCGCGAUAUCCCUGUCACCCAGGAGAACAAGGAGCAAUAUGUCCAGCGCGUCGUUGAGUACCGUCUGGUGGAGUCUGUCCGCGAACAGCUAGACAACUUCCUGAAAGGCUUCCAUGAGAUUAUCCCCCGAGACCUGAUCUCCAUCUUCAACGAACAGGAGCUGGAACUUCUGAUUUCCGGUCUUCCUGAGAUCGACGUUGACGAGUGGAAGAACAACACCGAGUACCACAACUAUUCCGCCUCGUCGUCGCAGAUCCAAUGGUUCUGGCGUGCCGUUCGCUCAUUCGACAAGGAAGAGCGUGCCAAGCUUCUCCAGUUCGUCACUGGAACCAGUAAGGUUCCUCUCAAUGGUUUCAAGGAGCUUGAGGGUAUGAACGGUGUGAGCAAGUUUAACAUUCACCGCGACUAUGGCAACAAGGAUCGCCUUCCCAGCUCGCACACAUGCUUUAACCAACUAGAUCUUCCUGAAUAUGAAAGCUACGAGGAUCUACGCCAACGUCUCUAUACGGCCAUGACUGCCGGAAGCGAGUACUUCGGAUUUGCAUAA